Brassica napus (rape) is the source of this 2348-nucleotide messenger RNA. RefSeq names its product cyclin-dependent protein kinase inhibitor SMR12-like. Gene Ontology annotation, biological process: regulation of DNA endoreduplication. Bases 1705 to 2064 code for a protein of 119 amino acids. The record is from RefSeq and is a predicted model, not a curated record. The transcript has a single exon. NCBI's taxonomy places the organism in Eukaryota, Viridiplantae, Streptophyta, Magnoliopsida, Brassicales, Brassicaceae.
UUAGGUGAUUAGUAAUGGGGGAAAAGUAAGUAAAUGAUGAUAAAGCGAAAUAGAGAUUUUUAUGGUUCUGUUUUCAUUUAAUUAUGAAUCUAUGAUGAAAAGUGUGUUUUGUAUAUUGUUUUUUAUUUGGACCUUCAUUUGAUAAAUAAGACGGCUAUGACUAACAUGCUACGGAAAACAAAUUAAUCCAGCUAGAAAAGUUACAUAACGAUAUUUUUAUUUGACGUCAAAAAAUAUUUUUUUAUUUAUCGCCAUUAUUUGUCUCAUAAAUACUGCUCAGUCUUUUACCAUGCGACUACUCUAAUACAUCUAAUCUAUUAAUUUAGAGUCCUAUUUUUUAUCUACCAUACAAAAGUCUAUGUUAGACCAUUAAUUAGAAACUAAACUAAUUAUCCUAAAUUUAUGCAUAUAUGAUAUUUUCUAACAGAAACAUUAUAUACAUCUAAACAAUAACAUUCUUAAAAAAAAAGCCAAAUACAUUUCCAUUAUGCAAUUAUUUUGUUUAUCAUAUUUAGUCUAGACCAAACUUUAUAUAUAUUUAAGCAACUAAUUUCGAAAUUGAAUAGUAUAUCCCAAUUCUUUUUGAAAUUAUCAUAAAAUUAUAUACGUAAAAAUUGAUAUUAAAUAUAUAUCUUUAUAACUUAUUUUAUAUUUUAAAUGUUAUUUUAAAAAAAACAUAUAUCCGCACGUAUGUGCGGGUUCAAAUCUAGUUUAUCAUUAAAUAUGGAAGAAAUAACUUACAAUUCAUGGUCUUGGAAUUUCAUUCUUAAACGUACAUAAUAUCUAUACGGUCGAGCAGAUACUAUUAUUUGAUUUAUUGAUUUCCUGUAUUAAAAAAACCUUUGAGAUAUAUCAUUUUUAUCUAGAUAUCUUACCAAAAAUAGAUGUCUCACUAAAGUAUAUAUAGUAAAAUGUCAAAUAUAUAUAAGAAAUUCUUUAUGUCCGCUCAAAGAAAUAUUAAUUAGACUGGAUACAUAUCAUAAAUAAUAGUAAUCAUAAAUUCUAGCUAAAAACAUAAGAUAUGGUUCCAAUCAAGAACUAUUGGACUAUUGGGUGUAUAGUAUAGUGAUGCAGCAUCACUACAUUAGCAUAAAUCACUAAAGUAUAUCAGUUACACAAAAAUUACUAACAUUAAGAUACGAAAUUAAAGUCUUAAGACUCUUUAACGGCAACAAUGUUUUUUUUUCAGGAGAAAAAAGCUAAGAAUGCAUAAAGCGCACAUGUAGUUUGGAAACGUAAAGGCAGACGUCAAGUUUGGUGCUUAACUUGCUAGAAGCAGAAAGGCAUCGGCAAUGCAAUACUUUGAUUAAUUUCUUUCCUAGAUAAUAAAAGAAAAAUAGAAUUAUCGUAACGGUUUUAUGCCGCAUGAUGUCACUUCAGGUCUCCUUCUAAAUCAGCUAGAGGGUUCCAAUACGUUAUGUAUGCCUUUAGACUCUCUCCCUUGUCACAACAAACACAAUAAACUCGCUCCUAUCUCCAUCUCUAAACAAACCUGAAAAAUUGCUAAAGAAACAAAAAUAAGAAUAAAGAAAAGCUGACAAUUUUCCUGAUUAAUAUUCUUUACCACGUUGGAUCUAUCUACAUUGAUUAAUCAUUAUUUCUCCUUCAUAUUCUUCUUCUCUCUCUCAAGAACAAGAGGGUGUCUCUUUCUUUUCUUCUUUCUGGUGCCCUUCUUAGGUUCUUGAGUUUUGUAGAUUUAUUGGCAUGUCGAAGAUCACGAGCCUGAAGCAGGAAGAUGUAACGUUAGGUGAGGUUUCAGAGACGAGGGAAGAGGCGUUUUCAGACAAUACACUCGUGUUGGAAACUUGUCGGAAAAGGAAGAGAUCAGAUGAAGAAGGUGUGGAAGAAGACAAUGACGGAUUCAAAACACCAACUCGUCCGGAGAAUAGAAUCCCUGAGGUCAGAGAAUGUCCACCGGCGCCAAGAAAAGGCGAAAAUAAGUAUUCGACGAUGCACAGAGGUGUAACAAUGUCGUGUCGGAGACGGUUGGGCUUUUCGCCGGGAAAUGCUUCGUUUAUAACGGAUUUGCAGUGGAGGACGACGACCAUGACGAUCAAGAAAUAAGAAAUAGAGAAAGAGAUAAUCUUUUAGUAUUUUUUGUGGUUUUAUUAUUGCCAUUUCUAGGUCACGUUUGGAAAAUAUCUGAACGUUUUUUUCCUGAAGAUAGACAAAGAAAAAACCUUGAUUGAAUUGGUAUUUUGUUUUUAAGAGUUCUUGAUUCUCAAAUAUAUAUUUCUGUACCAAGAUGAUGAUUAUUUGUCCAUUGUUAGUUUUGUUCUUACUUAUGAGUUAUGAGUUACUUACAAGAGAAUAUAUCAUGUAUUCUAUCAUAUAUAUUUGUUUUUAUA